CUCCAGCAGAAUGUAGGAUUUUCGUUGAUACUUGAGGGAAGUCAGGAGGCCAAGGCGGAGGAAGAGCAUUCCAGACGUUGGGGACAGCCAAUGAACAGGCACCGAGUCAGAAUGGAGGAGGCCUGAGUCACUCAAGACCAAGAUCAUUCUGUGGAUGAAAUGCCUGUUGUGGUGAAGAUUGAGAAAGGAGUUGGCAGCAAUGGUGGUGGUGGCUUUUCCCAGACUCGUAGCAGCAGCACAGGCAGCAGCAGUAGUGGAGGAGGAGGUGGCCAGGAGUCCCAGCCAUCCCCACUGGCUUUGCUAGCAGCCACUUGCAGCAGAAUCGAGUCACCCAAUGAAAAUAGCAACAACUCCCAGGGCCCAAGCCAGUCUGGGGGCUCAGGUGAGCUGGAUCUCACGGCCGCCACACAACUCACCCAAGGUGCCAAUGGUUGGCAGAUCAUCUCCUCCUCUGGGGCUACCCCUACCUCAAAGGAUCAGGGUGGCAGCAGCAGCAACGGUAGCAGUAGCAGUGAAUCCUCCAAGAACCGCCCAGUCUCUGGUGGGCAGUAUGUAGUUACCACCACCCCCAAUAUACAGAACCAGCAAGUUCUGACAGGACUUCCUGGAGUGAUGCCCAACAUUCAGUACCAAGUAAUCCCCCAGUUCCAGACUGUUGAUGGGCAACAGCUGCAGUUUGCCACCACUGGGGCCCAAGUUCAGCAAGAUGGUUCUGGUCAAAUUCAGAUAAUACCUGGGGCAAACCAGCAGAUUAUUACAAAUAGAGGGAGUGGGGGCAAUAUCAUCGCUGCUAUGCCCAACCUGCUCCAGCAGGCUGUCCCCCUCCAAGGCUUGGCCAAUAAUGUCCUCUCAGGACAGACUCAGUAUGUGGCCAAUGUCCCAGUGGCACUGAAUGGGAACAUCACCCUACUGCCUGUCAAUAGCGUUGCUGCAGCCACCCUGACUCCCAGCUCCCAGGCAGUCACAAUCAGUAGCUCAGGCUCUCAAGAGAGUGGCUCACAGCCGGCAACCUCAGGGACAACUAUUAGCUCUGCUAGCUUGGCAACCUCACAAGCCAGUUCUGGAUCCUUUUUCACUAAUGCCAGCAGUUACUCGUCCACAACCACCACCAGCAACAUGGGCAUUAUGAAUUUCUCUACCAGCGGAACAGCCGGGACCAAUACUCAAGUCCAGACGCCCCAAAGGGUCAGUGGGCUUCAGGGAUCUGACUCUCUGAACGUUCAGCAGAACCAGACACCUGGGGGUACGCUCCAGCCCAGCCAACAGAAGGAGGGAGAGCAAAACCAGCAGUCACAGCAACAACAGAUCCUCAUCCAACCUCAAUUAGUUCAAGGGGGACAGGCUAUUCAGGCCCUCCAGGCUGCACCCCUGUCAGGUCAGACCUUUACAACCCAAGCUAUUUCUCAAGAUGGUCUCCAGAACCUUCAGCUUCAGGCUGUUCCCAACUCAGGCCCCAUUAUCAUCCGGACACCAACAGUGGGGCCUAAUGGGCAAGUCAGUUGGCAAACUAUUCAGCUGCAGAAUCUUCAAGUCCAGAACCCACAGGCUCAGACAAUCACCCUGGCACCAAUGCAGGGUGUCUCUUUGGGACAGACUGGCAACAGCAACACCACCCUUACACCUAUUGCCUCAGCUGCCUCCAUCCCUGCUGGCACAGUCACUGUGAAUGCUGCUCAGCUCUCCUCGAUGCCAGGCCUCCAGACCAUCAACCUCAGUGCACUAGGUGCUUCAGGAAUCCAGGUGCACCAGCUGCCAGGCUUGCCACUGACCAUAGCAAAUGCCACAGGAGACCAUGGGGCUCAACUUGGCCUUCACGGGGCUAGUGGUGAUGGAAUACAUGAUGACACGGCUGGUGGGGUGGAAGGAGAGUCCAGCUUGGACCCCCAACCCCAGCCUGGUCGGAGGACGAGACGGGAGGCUUGCACUUGCCCCUAUUGUAAAGACAGUGAAGGGAGGGGCUCUGGGGACCCUGGUAAAAAGAAGCAACAUAUCUGCCACAUGCCAGGUUGUGGCAAAGUUUAUGGAAAGACCUCCCACCUUCGGGCACACCUACGAUGGCACACAGGCGAGAGGCCCUUUAUCUGUUCCUGGACAUACUGUGGAAAGCGCUUUACCCGCUCAGAUGAGCUCCAGCGGCACAAACGCACACACACAGGUGAGAAGAAGUUUGCCUGCCCUGAGUGCCCCAAACGCUUCAUGAGGAGUGACCAUUUAUCGAAGCACAUCAAGACCCACCAGAAUAAAAAAGGAGGCCCAGGAGUGGCCCUGAGUGUAGGCACCAUGCCCCUGGACAGUGGGGCAGGCUCAGAGGGCAGUGGCACUCCCACUCCCUCUGCCCUCAUUACCACCAACAUGGUAGCUAUGGAAGCUAUCUGUCCUGAGGGUAUUGCCCGACUUGCCAACAGUGGCAUCAACGUCAUGCAGGUAGCUGACCUGCAGUCUAUCAAUAUCAGUGGCAAUGGCUUCUGAGAUCAGGCGCCCAGUGCCAGAGACACGGGCUGUACCCACAAACCCUGGGGUACAAGGUAGCAUGGGUCCAAGAGACAUGUGGGAGAGGGAGCCACGAGGCAUUAAAGAUGCACAGCAAUGGGAAGUGGGGGGGGCCCCAGGAGAUGAGUUGGGACCCUAGUACCCUACCUGGAAUGGGGCACGUGAAUGGAAGCUAUUGAUGUGACCCCGCUACCCUACAUGAAGCAUUUGACCCCAGACGGUUUCCUUUUAAAUUUCUUUCCCCAACCUCUCCCUUUCUGCUUUACUUAUCUUACCUCCCCCAUGAUGGAUCCUUCCCUCUUCCCCAUUCCUUAAAGCCAUCAUGCCUUGAUAAAUAUAUAUAUGAUCAUUGAAAUACUUUUUAACAAAAGACAGAUUCUAUAUUAUAUAUAUGUGUAUAUAUAAAGUAUAUAAAAGACAUUCACAAUGGGGAGUAGGCUCAGAGGGAGGAGAAGGAACAUCCUGUGACCAAAAUACCGUGGUCAGUUUUAUAAUAAUGCCUUAUCUCCUUGUGGCUGGGCCUUGGCUUGGCACACCAGGCCUUUCUGCAGAUGCUGUCCUGACCUCCCAUAAGAUUAAGCAUUCAUAUACUCUGCUUUUAGGUUUUAUAUAUAUAUGGGGUUUUUUUUCCUUCAUUUUGUCAUUUUAAUUGGGAGCAGCUUUCUGUACUACCUUUCUUUCUCAAUCAUACCCUUUCAGUUUCCUCCCCACCCCUUUUUUUCCACCUGAUCAUUUAGUGUUUAUCUUUUAGAUGAUAUUCUUUGGACCAGGGCUCCCAGUAUUUUUUGAGUCAUCUCUGGUCCUGACAGUAGAAUGGGAAAAGAAGCCCUGGGCCAGUGCUUGAAGUGACAGGGUCAGAAAGCCAUUCAGAAACUACUGAUGGAGGCACUCCCUUCACUUCCUCCCACCCUGGAGCCAGAGUCAGAGGCAGUGCCUUUUUGUCAUCUUCAAGCAUCCAGGAUCACAGGUGGUUCUAGGAAAAAAGACAGGCCAUAGAGAGGUGGUGGGAUUGUCCAAGCCAUAUGAAGCAUCAGAAGAUGGUGGUAGAGUAGUGGGUGAGGAAUGGAGCAGGGGGUUGAAGGAUGUGCCCAGAUCAGGGGUUAGUUGGAGACUUCAUCGAAUUUUUUUCACCUGCUUGCAGGUUAGUUCUAGGUUGAUUUUCCUCUUCACACCUGGACUUCAUAUUGCCUGAAAAGAGGCACACUCUUUAGAACGUCCCUAGAAAUUUCCCUCUGACUCCAUUAUUAGGGAUGAUCACAAUUCGAUGUUUUCCCCCAAUUUCAAUCCUUCAUAAUUAUUUGGGGACAAACAUAGUAUUAUUCUGAGAUGAAGUAAAUUAGUGGGAGGUCAGAAGAACUUUUUCUCCUCACACUGUUAGCUGCUUUGGGAGAUUGUAGGUGUGACACCUCAGAAGAGGAGUGACGUCUAUGCUGCAGUGGAGGCAGCUGUGUCUUUAGAAACAGAAUCCUCCCAUUUCCUUUAGGCCCAGAUCUAGAGGAGAGUCCAGGAAUGACAGCAACAGGAAGCUCUUGGUUCAUUUGUCAUUGAGAGAUCCAAAAGCAACUAGAAUUGGCCUCCAGGCCCAGCCACUAAAAGCCUUGUGUCUCUUGACCAUUUGGUUUCUCAUCAGGGAGCUUUUCACUCACUGUGAGCAAGGUGUAGAAAUGGAUGUGUCUGUGUGGAUCUAUUGGGUUGGGGGAUAGGUUUCUGUUAGCCACUAUUAAAGCAGACCUGCAAUAAAUGAAAAUUACCCUGAGCUGAUAGAGCUAGUAAAGUGUGCGUGCAUGUGUGCGUGUCUACCUGUGUAUGUGUGUGUUCAUGUCUACAUACACGUAGAAGAAAUUAUAUUUGAAAUUGUUGAAAAGAAUCAAAAAGCUCUAGAAUCAAAACACCUCAAGACCUCUUUCAUAGAAAUCCAUUUUUAUCUGUACACUUGAGUGUGUUCCUGGGGUCACUUUGCUUAUAACAGUCACAUUUUGAAACAAGGCAAGUUAGGGGGUCAUAAAACAUACUAAACUCCUGCACUUUUUGAGGGGAAAUGAUUACAUAUGUGUAUGAAAGUGAAAACAGUGUCCCAGUCCAUAAGCAGAGGCGUAGACCUUUUCAUAAAUUGUCUUUUUACUGUUGCUACAAAUAGAUGAUGCUGUGAUUCUGCCUUAUAUUUUAUAUAAAAUCCAGCAAGAUUAGGGUUUGGUGUUUGUUUGUUUUUUUAACCUGAAACUCAAUGACUGUUAAUACCUUAAAGAUUAACUUGAAGCAUGUUCAGCUCCAUUCUGUGAGGACAUAUGCUGUUUUCAAAACUCAGGAAUCAUUUGCAAGGAUCUUAGGUCACCUAAGAUUGUUUCCCAGACCAAAUCCUGUUUAUGCUGAAACAAAGGAAUUUGUGCCCCAGCCUAUCAUCCCAUCCCCUGCCCCCCACUCCAGGAGAGAACUCAGCAAAUUCUUUCAAUGUAGAUUUCUAAUCAUGUACUUUUGGAUCCGUUAAAGGAAGGGGGCAGGACACCCCAGUGAAUAUUUCAAAAUUUUAUUGGUACAACUUAACAAGGCACAGUCUCCUCCCUAGCAACGUGAGUUUCGGAGGAAAACCGAUUCAGUGCUGCUACUGGGAGCAGUGGAGACUUGGGGAAAGGUAUUUGAGGUUGGUUCUUUAUUGAGUGGAGGGCUAUGGGUUUACUCCUUGAAAAGAAUAUAUUAUCCUUACUUUGAAUCAAUUUACAGCAGACCCCUCUUUCCCUUUGUUCUGCUUUCUACCCCACCAAGGAAGUUCCAGGGUCAGGGGGUGUCAUUUGGCCCAUGAAGUUUUGAGAGUUGGCCUUUGGCAGCUUUGAGUCCCCUGGCCUUCACAGCAGGGAGUAGGGACCUUGUGCCUAGUUAGGAGCUAUAGAUAGCUCUUUGCUGAGUGUCCCUUUCCCCUAAAGUUUUAGCCAUCAGAGAUUAAUCCAGCUGUCAAGUAGACUGAUCCUGAGACUCAUCUCCCCCUCCUUCAUGAGAUGAAUGAUCAUUUCUUUGUCAUGACCAAGCCUGUUUUGUUGUGGGGGUUUGGGGGUGUCGGGGUUAGGAUAGGAGAGGUGAUGUUAAAGUCUUCAUUCCCUUGCCUGGCCUUUGUACCUUUUGGCUUCCUCCCUUGUUCCCCCAAAUAUAAGAUAUCCCAUACUAUCUUUUCAGGGACCUUCUAGCUGUCCUAUUCCACCCUGACCUGUGGGUUCUGAACAGAGUGCAGUUUAAUGGGUAUUCCUGAGCCCAGCCCAAACCCGAAUAAACAGGCCCCACCCCCAACCCCCACCCCUUUUAACUUCAGGAAAUACAGAAGUAAUGGACAUGGGGCUUAGGAGUGGGGGAGGGUUGGGUACAAAAGCUGUAAAUUAAUAUGGCUGAUUUAUUUCUACUAUAUAUAUAUAUUUUUUGCUUUUGUAUAUCUUAUAUAGGAAACUUUAAGCAUUGUAUUUUUUAACAAAUCUGAAAAAAGCACUAUAAACUGCAGGUAUUUGACUUUCAGAAUAUAUUUUGUAUUGUUAAUAUCUUCACAUUGUGAAUACUGGAAGCUGCAGAUCUUUGCUGAAAUGCAAUAAAUUUAUAUACCUUCUGGUGGGGUACAGGUGUUGGAGGGACCUUGUUGGGGGUGCUAUUCAGGUCCCUGUCAUGCUCUGGGGGAGCCUAGGUGCUACUUGAUUAAAGUUUCCACCCAGCUACCAUCAUCCCUCAUGCCUGUCUGGCCUUGAGGUGAAUUUAAAAAGCACUUGGAGAUGCAGGUGCCAAAAAAAAAAAAUGUGAGGAUGGUCUAACUGCCUAGUGUGGGACCCCUUCAGUGAGAGCCCUACCCUACCCUGGGCAGGAAGCUUCUGGUAAUGGAAGGUAGAAAGUGAGAUCUGUUCCAUCUCUUGGAAGAGAGGGCUUAGUUUGACAGGGGAUGAAAGGUGGCAGCAGUAGCCUUGGGAAGGGGGAGGAGGAUGUGGCGUUCGUCCAACCCCGGAAAAGGUUGCUUUGGAAAACUGCUGAUAAAAUAUGGGCAGGUUAUUACUUUUUGUUUGGGAGCCCAAACUCUCCCUGGUGCCUCUUUUGGCUCUACUCCCGGGCCACAGACCUCUUCCAAGGAGGAUGAGCAGGCCAGCUUUGAGGCUCAUUCGCUUUCUUUUCUCUGUUCUCUGAACACCAGCACCCAGGCACUAGCUAAGGUCACAGGGCAGAAGUAAGUUGCCUUAAGCUUAAAUUCUCUCCUAUUUCUUACUCUGGCUUUUUAUUCCCUUUCCUGAGACCCCAGGCUUUAGGACUCCCUGGCUUGUUUCCUUUAAUCUGGGGUGAGCAUUGACCCAGUUCUUCAGCACUGAACCAGUUUGCCCAAGCUCUGUCACUCUCCACAAAACUGGUGGAAGAGAAGGGAAUUGGGAGACGGUCUGGUCAGCCCAGACUUUGGUAGCUGAAGUUUUAGUAUUUUGCAGGGUUACCUAACACUUUUCUUUUUUCCGCACCCCUGAAACAGCCUUAGCCUUCAACUAUUAGGGGACUGUAGAUUAUGGGAUGUUGGCAGUCUUUUUGGCUUUUCCCCCACACUUUCCUUGGUCUCACCUCAGGAUUAGAGAGAAGGAGGCUGGGUCUGGGGUUUUGGUUACUGAGGAAGAACAAGGAAUUGAAUUUUUUUUGCUGGUUCCCCUUGGUGUGAGGGGAAAAGGGGCAUUUUGCCUGUGUUUGUCCUUCCAAUGCUCAGAAAUGCUGUGCCUUCUUCCUUCUGGGAAGCAGGAAGCAGUCUUCAGCUACCUGGCUCUUCUCCCAUGCAAUGUCUACUGUUCUCCCCAGGGAAGAGUUGGCAUAGGUAAGCCUCCAUCCUGCUCUUAGCCCCUCUCCCUAUGGCUUCCCCCGCCUUCACCUAGGGUGUAAAGCCCAAGGACUGGGGAAAGAUGGGGGAGGACUUGCUGAGAUAGGCUUGUGGUAGUUGUCCCACGAUGACCUGCUUCAUCAUGAGUCUCAGCCAUCCCCUGUGUGGAAGGUUGUGACCCAACUUCUUGUGCCUAAAACUUUAGAUGAUAUUUUUUUUAAUCUCCUAACACUGGUAAUAGCCAGUCACCACACAACUGCCUUUAAAAAAAAAAAAAAAACUCUAUCAUGCUGUUUCUGUUGGUUUCCAACA
This is a messenger RNA of Dromiciops gliroides (monito del monte), 7612 nucleotides long. RefSeq names its product Sp1 transcription factor (gene SP1). The transcript has 6 exons. Gene Ontology annotation, biological process: regulation of transcription by RNA polymerase II. Lineage: Eukaryota; Metazoa; Chordata; Mammalia; Microbiotheria; Microbiotheriidae. The record is from RefSeq and is a predicted model, not a curated record. Bases 160 to 2469 code for a protein of 769 amino acids. Gene Ontology annotation, molecular function: RNA polymerase II cis-regulatory region sequence-specific DNA binding; DNA-binding transcription factor activity, RNA polymerase II-specific.